Messenger RNA from Syngnathus acus (greater pipefish), 2835 nucleotides. RefSeq names its product F-box protein 15 (gene fbxo15). Gene Ontology annotation, molecular function: protein binding. The record is from RefSeq and is a predicted model, not a curated record. The transcript is spliced from 10 exons. Lineage: Eukaryota; Metazoa; Chordata; Actinopteri; Syngnathiformes; Syngnathidae. Bases 177 to 1547 code for a protein of 456 amino acids.
AACAGGACGCAGAUGUUUGACGUCAUCGUUCAGUGGGUUUCUCUUCCACCUUUAAGUUCAUAAAGACGCUCGGUCAAACUUUUAAAGGUAGUGUGCGACGAAAUGUUUCCACACGCUCAUCGACCAAACUUUAUGUGGUAAACGUAUUGCUUGAAGUAGGUGCGACAAGUGCGAACAUGUUAGCAUCGAAAGCAACGAAGCGUCAACGAGCAAGCGAACGCUCUCGAGCCUCCCUUCGAAACUUUAUCGAAAGACUGCCAUAUGAGAUCCAGAAUAAGAUCCUGUCCUACUUGGAUGCUGGCACACUAAUCUGCAUCAGCCACGUUAGUAAGACCUUCUAUCAACUUGCCAAUGAUGAGGUAUUACGGAGGAAUAUAUACAAGCGGCAGCUGAUGAAGAAGGCAAUGAAGAUGGUUGGGGAGAUGCUGGAGAUGACCACUUUGGAGUCUCAGGAUCAACCUUCGGGUUACUGGAAGCUCAGUUAUUUGAAAGCUCUGAGUGCGUGGAAUCAGAGCGAGCACUCCAUUUUGACUUCCACGCCGCUCGCUGUGAUCCAGAGGGAGUUAGUAAAAAAUGUAUGCUUUAUUAUCUUACAUAGCAGACAUGUAACCUGGGAGCUGACGGUCAUGGACAAAUCCAAAAAAGAAGCCACAUACGAUCUGGCCUGGUUCCAGUUCUUUGAGACCUCCAUGGUACUGUGCUGGAACGGAAGCCUCUGGCCCGACUUGGAUCAGAUUUCCACCAUUCGGCUCCACGGCGUCCGCAGAGUUGCCCUCGCCUGCCCCGGACUCAAGGUACCCGGUUGGAGAUCCCUCAUGGAUGUGGUGGACAUGGAGCGUGCGAUCAAAAACAUGCAGGACUUCGGCCAGGACCACCAUGUUGAAUUGAAGCUGGUAAAGUCUGACAUGGUGGUGGGGCUUUGGAAGGAGCAAGGCAGCGUCGCCUUUGUCACAUUCACCCUCCACUUGUAUAGGCUGCUGGAGAGAAGUACCCAGGGAAGCUCUCUUAGUCCCCACGUGGAGCCCAUGGUCCAAGCCCCGUUUGAUGACAUCGACCAUGAUUACGGUCUCCAUGGUUACCAGCUCCACAUCGCUCUCCACAGCACUGAAUAUGAGAUUAUGUCUGGAAGUUUCCCUGAGUUAUUCUGCCGAAGAGAUGAGAUCUGCAACGGCCAUAUCCAACUCAUUGCCGUUCAUGACAGCCGCUUAUCACAGCAUGUAGCUUUGUCAGGAAACGUCACCCUGCCCUGGAGGUGCGAGGCCCUGCGAGGUGAAGUAAAGAAUGGCUGUAUCAUGAUUCUCACUCUUCUCAAUGAGGGCGACAAACCCUUUUGGUGCGUCAGCUCACCGGUUGCCACAAAGCAUCUCGAGAAGCCCUAUUCACUGUAUUACGCCGCCCAACACUUCCAAAUCCACUAUCAGGAUUCUGAGGGUCAAGUGUUGAUGAAAUUUGGACAGAUGGACCCGCAGGAACCGUUUUUCCUUGUGAGUUUAGUCGUUUAUUUGACAACCGAUAAAGUCAACAAGCACUUCCAACAAGAAUUCUGAACAUGUAUUGUUUGAUAUUAAUUGGAUUGAAUUUAAAUCAUAUUCAGUUUUCUGAGCGAGUGUCAUGCUCGCCUUGGAAAAAAAAAAUAUUCUCCAAUGUUGGGGCUGAUGAUUACAGACAAUAUAUAAUAUAAAUCUUUGAAAAAAAAUACACGACGCUUUAUUAAAAGCAUCUCUGGCUAAUUUUUGUCCCCUGUGAAAGAGCAGACAGUCCUUUUAUUGGAAUCAAAUCAAGAAAUGCUUUUUGGAAUAUGUGCCUGUAAAUUAACGAGGUUCAAAAGCAUGACGUCUGAGCAUUGAUCACUCGGGAAGCCCCACCACUCCAUCAAAUCAUCUCUCCAUUGUAAGGGCCAUUAAUGCAACACCCAUUAACGAUGUUAGCCGUCAAUUUUCUUGGGCUAUCUUUAAUAUCCAUUUAGCCAUGAGUGUCAAAAGUAAAUGGAAAUAUGUCGAGAAUUUCUGGCAUCCGGCAAUUUAAUAUUAGGGCAUUAACUCGGAGAGCCGCCAAAUGACUUGAAAAUUGCCGAGUCAUUGUUUUUUGAACGGUGAUGUACUUUUGGUGACAUUUGUUUAUUUGAUUUAAGACGUGGCGGCUAUGAACAUGUCAUCACAAUGUGUUGUAUAUUAUGAAUGGUAAUAUUUGUCACUCUGUAAACAUACUUUGAGUGUACAUUGUGAUAAGAAGCUUCAUUGUCCAUCGUAAAAAAAACAUACAUAGAAUAUCAUGCACAUCAAAUUAGUUGUAACAGUUUAAGCACUAUAGAAAAUGGAUGGCUUGAAUCUUUUUUUAAUUUUAAUUGGAACCAUAGCUUAUUAAUGGAUGGUGAAAGUGACCACACGAGGACAGUAAAGCACCUUUUGGCUCUCUUAUAGAGUGAUGGAGGAAUGGAUAGUCAGGCAGACCUACAGACAGACAGAGAUAGAAUGUCAAGUCAGUUGCCAUGGUAACAUGUGAUGCAUUUUUGACUUCCUGAAACUGGGAAUCAAAAGUAAGAUGGAGGCCCGCAGCAAUAAUGCUCAGUUUGAUUUUGAGAAGUGUCCAUUAGCAUUUCCUCAAUUAUGCAUUUCAACCUUGGUGAGUAUAAUGUCGACCCCUUAUGAAUUCACUAGUGUCAAUAUUCUGCUUAGCUCAUUCGUUUCAGAUCAGAGCACACCAGGUUUCUCCAGGUGCUACAUGCAAGGAUGAGAAUUUUCCGCAGAUCCGCGGAUUUCCGUGGUUUUUUCCGUCGAAAAUAUUUUCGUGAAUCGUGUAAAUCCGUUGAGAAAAUAUAGUAUAUUUUUUUAUAUA